UUCCUGGCGAGUUUCGGGGGUGGGAAUCAAUGAGGCAGGAAGGCGAAUCUCCGGCCCUCUGAGAAGGCACCACCCAGCCCUCUUGCAGCCUCUCACAUCUGCCGCUGCAGCUUCUUUCCUCUCAGCAACAGGCUCCAAGCAACAUGUCCUUGGGCAGCCUCAUCUUUCUCAUGAGCCUGCUAAGGGCUUUUGGCCUGGGGGACCCGGGUCCUUUAGAAGACGUGGUGAUAGACAGAUAUUACAUCCCUAAAAUCUGCUUGCGAGAAGUCCAGAUGGGGGAUUUCAUUCGCUACCACUACAAUGGGACCUUUAAAGAUGGCAAAAAGUUUGACUCCAGCUAUGACAGAGGCGCCACUGUGGCCGGCGUGGUGGGAGUUGGGCGGCUGAUCACCGGCAUGGACCGAGGCCUCCAAGGGAUGUGCGUAAACGAGAGACGGCACCUGAUCGUCCCUCCUCAUUUGGGUUACGGCAGCUUAGGAGUCGCCGGGCUGAUUCCUCCUGACACCACCUUGUAUUUCGAUGUCAUCAUGCUGGACAUCUGGAAUAAAGAUGACAAGCUGCAGAUCGACACCUUGUACAAGCCAGAGCAUUGUAACCGCACCGUGGAGGACUCAGACUUUGUGCGGUACCACUACAAUGGCACUCUCCUGGAUGGCACCCCUUUUGACUCCAGCUAUGGCAAGGAAGGCACAUACGACACCUACGUGGGAACAGGCUGGCUGAUCAAAGGCAUGGACCAGGGCCUGCUGGGGAUGUGUGCUGGGGAAAAGAGGAGGAUCACCAUCCCCCCAUUCCUGGCCUAUGGGGAGAAGGGCUAUGGCACAGUGAUCCCACCCCAGGCCUCAUUGGUGUUCGAUGUGCUGCUAGUGGACCUGCACAAUCCGAAGGAUGGUAUCGCCCUGGAGCACCUGGAGGUGCCAGAGUCCUGCAGGCGCAAGACUGUGACUGGGGACUUCAUCCGCUAUCACUAUAAUGGCACUCUGAUGGAUGGGACCCUCUUUGACUCCAGUUACUCCCGUAACCACACCUACGACACCUACAUCGGGAAGGGCUACAUCAUCCCUGGCAUGGACCAGGGCCUGCAGGGUGUCUGCGUUGGAGAGAAGAGGAGGAUCAUCAUCCCCCCACACCUGGCAUAUGGGGAGAAUGGAGCAGGUGACAAGAUCCCUGGCUCAGCUGUCCUUGUAUUUGACAUCCAUGUCAUCGACUUCCACAACCCCGAGGACCCAGUGGAGAUUGAGACCCUCUUCCGGCCUGAGGACUGCAAUGUCACAAGCCAGGACAGGGACUUCAUCCGCUACCACUACAACUGUUCCCUGAUGGAUGGCACCAAGCUCUUCUCUUCCCAUGACUAUGACAGCCCUCAGGAAGUGACCCUGGGAGCCAACAAAGUGAUUGAAGGGCUGAACAGAGGCCUCCUGAAUAUGUGUGUAGGGGAGAAGCGAGUGAUCAUCAUACCCCCACACCUGGGACACGGAGAAAAUGGAGCCCGGGGGGUGCCAGGCAGUGCUGUGCUCCGGUUUGAAGUGGAGCUGAUGUCCCGGGAGGACGGAGUCCCAGAAGGCUACCUAUUUAUCUGGCAUGAGGACCCACCAGAGAACCUGUAUGAGGAAAUGGACUUGAACAAGGAUGGUGAAAUCCUACCUGAGGAGUUCAUCACCUUCAUCAAGACCCAGAUAGCAGAUGGAAAGGGCCGUCUCAUGCCUAGCUCAGACCCGGAGAAAGUCAUCGCUGACAUGUUUCAGAACCAGGACCGGAAUCAGGAUGGGAAAAUUACUGCUGACGAACUGAAGCUGAAGACAGAUGAGGAUCAGGAGAGAGUCCAUGAGGAGCUCUGAGGGGCAGCUGGUGCCUCUGCUUCUGCCAACAGAGACAGAACCUCCUUCCCCUCUCCCCUUGGCGCAGGCUGCUUCCCCUCCCAACCAAGCCUGCAUCCAGGCAAGCUAGCCCAGGAAGUGCGGGUCCAGACCCUCUGAAGAUCAAGGUUCUCUCUGGGCAUUUGUAAUUUUUUUUUACUAUUUAAGCGAGUUUUAUUUGAGGAGUCUCAAACAGACCAGCAGAGGGAACACACGCAUGCAUGAGGAAUAUAUACAUUAAGUAAGCAACCAGAGGUUCCCACAUUUUCCGGUUCUUUAUUCCUUCACUGUACCAACAGGCUAGGUCCAGCCACAACCUCUGCUCUAGGCUCUCCCCCACAGCCUAUGCCCUAGGCUGCAGGAGAGCUAUGGGGCAGCUCAUCCCUGGCCCCUGCUUCUCCACAGCUCUUGCAUCCUCUUGCUUUCAGGCCCAACCCAGGCCUUUUCUUUCCUUUUAGUGAGUGACUCUCCCUAUCUUUGCACUCUCUGCUUGUCCCCUCUGAAGCCAGAGAAAAGCCCUUCCAGCCUGCUGUGCUAGGGCGGGGUGUCUCCAGGGCCCUACCGCUGUCAGGCUGGAGGGGAGAGGCCACAUUCUCAGUGCUUGUGGCCACAGACUAGUUCUAUGCCCAGAAAUAGUGCUGGCUGCAUCUCAGCAUCUUAGCGUCCCACUACUUGUCUUAGUGCCACACAUCCUCACUUCAGGUCCCUCUGGGGACAAGCAGUGGUGCUGGGACUCUUUGAACUUGGUAGCAUCCCCCAGCUACUUCAGCUACCCCAAUUUCAGAGCCAGGAGCUCGCAUACAGUCAAGUUGCAAGCUAGACUGUGAAGUUAUUACCCAAGGGCCCCCUCAGGCUAGCCCUGAGGACUUUUCACUACCACUCACCUAAGCCGUCUGAUUCCUCCAGUGACACUGCUUGCGUGCUUCAAAUUGCUGAUCAGGGUAUUCACUGCCAAGUGGGAAAGGCACUUACCAGCUUGCCUACUGGUUGUAGAGCAUUGGCCAGUCAGAAGCUGCUUAGAAGUCCCAGUGCAGGGGGCCAGAUGGAGACAUAUGCAAAACAGUCCCUUUGCUUCAGCUGGAUUCUUCUUGCAGCACAAAUCUAGUAGUCACUCCCAGCACCUUUCCGUUUCCUCCAUAGCAUAGUAACUUAGGGAUUCGCCUCUGGCUGCAGCUUAGAUUGUAUGAAAAAGAAAAGCCAAGGCCAUGAUUUUCCAAACUGGUGUGUUCUGGGGCAGGGAGGGGGGAGGUUGGUUUUGGAUGAGCAACUGGAGACCAUAAAGGGACCUGGGUUUUUUUGGGGUUUUUUUCUGUGGGCAGAUAUUUGGCAUUUCCAGAAAGUUGGGGAUCUUUAAGGGGUCUUACAAUGGGCCCCUGAAAUCACUAGUCCUCAGAGCCCAAACUCUUAUCCCUGGACUCCUCCCUAGAAGCGGGCUGAUUUUUCAAUCCAUCUGAGCUUGCAGACAAAUCCAAUUGAUGCCAAGAACUGAGAUUCUUCAGCCCCCUGGGAAAUCCACCAAUUUCUAUUUAGCUGCUCAAUAGGAUUCAGGAGCCCCAAUGUGAGGCUCCCUGGUUUGCAAACAGUAGCCAGCCCCUCUCCCUGGCCUUUGCAUCAGUUAAAAGGUUUGCAAACAAAGACUGUUGGGAGAGUCUUUGCGCCACCUGCUGGGCAAAGAUCAUGUAUUUGAUCUUUUAUUAGAAGUGCAAGCUCUGUCCAAGAUUAAAAUAAAGUCCUCAAUAGCAAGGUUUACUUUGCACCCAAUAAAAGGAUUCCAUCUGGUUUCCAACA
Molecule: messenger RNA, 3644 nt
Organism: Alligator mississippiensis (American alligator)
Lineage: Eukaryota; Metazoa; Chordata; Crocodylia; Alligatoridae
Gene: FKBP10
Product: FKBP prolyl isomerase 10
Exons: 10
Coding region: 144-1838 (564 amino acids)
Molecular function (GO): calcium ion binding; peptidyl-prolyl cis-trans isomerase activity
Source: RefSeq, a predicted model, not a curated record